Funneliformis geosporum is the source of this 160-nucleotide messenger RNA. The record is from the annotation of a GenBank genome assembly. NCBI's taxonomy places the organism in Eukaryota, Fungi, Glomeromycota, Glomeromycetes, Glomerales, Glomeraceae.
GAUGUCCAACUGUUAUUUAAAUUCAGAAUGUAAAAAUUUGAUUAAUAGUAGCAAUUUCUCACGUAAUUUAUGCAUUAUCUUUGAAAGUAUUAAAAGCAUUUUAGAAUCUAAUGAAGAUGGAAAUAAAAUAUUGCAAAUCUUAAUGAUUCUUUAUAAUUAG